Molecule: messenger RNA, 2598 nt
Organism: Choloepus didactylus (southern two-toed sloth)
Lineage: Eukaryota; Metazoa; Chordata; Mammalia; Pilosa; Megalonychidae
Gene: OIT3
Product: oncoprotein induced transcript 3
Exons: 9
Coding region: 71-1711 (546 amino acids)
Molecular function (GO): calcium ion binding
Source: RefSeq, a predicted model, not a curated record
AAGAAGGGGACAAAGCAAAACCAGUAGUAAGAGGAUUUUCCAGUCUGUCUCUGCUGGUUGUUCCAGAAGAAUGCCGCAAUUCCUGCUUCUCACCUGCCUUUCCAUGAUCAUCACACAUGUGUCACCAAUGGCCCUAGAUCCCUGCUCUGCAUAUAUCAGUCUGAAUGAGCCGUGGAGGAACACCGACCACCAGUUCGAUGAGUCCCAAGGGCCACCUGUAUGUGACAACCAUGUGGAUGGGGAGUGGUACCGCUUCACCGGCAUGGCGGGAGAUGCCAUGCCCACCUUCUGCAUACCAGAAAACCACUGUGGAACCCACGCACCCGUCUGGCUCAAUGGCAGCCACCCCCUAGAAGGUGAUGGCAUUGUGCAACGCCAGGCCUGUGCAAGCUUCAAUGGGAACUGCUGCCUCUGGAACACCACAGUGGAGGUCAAGGCUUGCCCUGGAGGCUACUAUGUGUACCGUCUGACCAAGCCCAGUGUCUGCUUUCAUGUCUACUGUGGUCAUUUUUAUGACAUCUGCGAUGAAGACUGCCAGGGCAGCUGCUUGGACACCAGUGAGUGCAUGUGCUCCCCUGGAACCAUGCUAGGCCCUGACAGACAGACAUGCUUUGAUGAAAAUGAGUGCGAGCAAAACAAUGGUGGCUGCAGUGAGAUGUGUGUAAACCUAAAAAACUCAUAUCGCUGUGAGUGUGGGGUUGGCCGUGUGCUAAGAAGUGAUGGCAAAACUUGUGAAGACAUCGAAGGAUGCCACAAUGACAAUGGUGGCUGCAGCCAUUCUUGCCUGGCGACCGAGAGCGGCUAUCGCUGCGAAUGUCCCCGGGGACUGGUGCUGUCUGAGGAUAGCCACACUUGUCAAGUGCCUGUGCUGUGCAAGUCCAACACCAUCACAGUGAGCGUCCCCAGGGACCUGGUCGGCGGCCUGGAGCUCUUCCUGACCAACACUUCCUGCCGAGGCGUUUCCAACGGCACGCACGUCAACCUCCUCUUCUCCCUCAAGACGUGUGGCACGGUGGUCGAUGUGGUCAAUGAUAAGAUCGUAGCAAGCAAUCUUGUGACAGGACUCCCUAAGCAGACGCCUGGAAGCAGUGGUGACGUCAUCAUCCGAACCAGCAAACUGCUGAUCCCAGUGGCCUGCGAGUUUCCCCGCCUGUACACCAUCUCUGAAGGAUACGUUCCCAACCUUCGCAGCACCCCGCUGGAAAUCAUGAGCCGCAGCCAUGGGAUCUUCCCCUUCUCUCUGGAGAUCUUCAAGGACAAUGAGUUUGAAGAGCCUUACCGGGAGGCUUUGCCCAUCCUCAAGCUGCACGACUCCCUCUACUUUGGCAUUGAGCCCCUGGUGCAUGUGAAUGGCCUCGAGAGCCUGGUGGAGAGCUGCUUUGCCACCCCCACGUCCAAGAUCGACGAGAUCCUGAAGUACUACCUUAUUCAGGAUGGUUGUGUUUCAGAUGACUCGGUAAAGCAGUACACAUCACGGGAUCACCUCGCAAAGCACUUCCAGGUCCCAGUCUUCAAGUUCGUGGGCAAAGACCACAAGGAAGUGUUUCUGCACUGCCGGGUGCUUGUCUGCGGGAGGCUGGACGAGCGGUCGCGCUGCGCCCAAGGCUGCCACAGGCGCGUGCGCCGUGAGGCGGGAGGAGAGGAGGCCGCGGCGGGGGCGCGGAGCCGGGUGCUGACGGGCGGCCCCAUCCUCAUCGACCGGGAGAACUAGCGCCGCGCAGGCGCACGGCUUCCCUCCCUUUUGCAACUUCUCCGCGCACUCGAUAAGGAGAUCAGCCGCCAUCCUAAAAAACCUGUCUUUUUAAAGCUCAGACUGUGAGUUUUAACCACCUCAUGGGGCAAUUCACCCCGGAUUCCCGUCCAUUCAGUCGGUAAAGGUCAGAUUACUUCUGAAGCAUCUGGCUUGGAUGGGCUUCACACGAUUUUUCCCAGUUUUUCCUACAAUAAAAACACCUAGUGUCUGAUGCAAGAGGACCCCUAAGAAGUUGGGUAUCACUAUUUCAAAUUUGAAAUAAUAAAAGAAAUUAAAUAGUUGCUUGAAGUUAUGACUAAAAUACCCAGUGACUACUUAAAUAUGAAAAUAAUUCUAUGCUGAAAUUUCAUUUCAAAUACAGAAUGGUUAUAGGGGAUUUGGAAGUUUAGCAAUAUGACAAAAAUACUGUUUGUUUUUUCUCCUAUGCAAUAUUUUCUUUUGAUGUUUUUAUAUUGUCUCAAGUGAAAUAUUUUCACUUAAUGAAUGUUAACAAAUUCAUUAACAUGCACUUAAGUGGUUCAAUGACAGAACUGUAAAGAAAAUUAAAAUUUGAUACCAUAUGGCCUGUUAUUUGGUAUUCUGUGCCCUCAGGCUGGUAAGACAAUAGGUAGAAAAUUAUACCACACUCUUAUUUUGUAGGAGCUUAGUAAACUUUAUUGCAAUAAAUAUCAUAAACUUCAGCAUAAAUUUUAUCUGCUGUUAAAUUCAAUUUCUUAAUAGGCUAAUAAUUACUAUGGCUUUCUAUAAGAGCAGAAAAAUGUUUUCUUUUUCUUUUUUUAAAAAAAUGGCUACAAUCCACAAGUCUUAAAAGAGCCAGUGAAAUUAACAAAAGGAAGGGAAAGGAG